AUGACUCUCCUACAUAAAGUCCGAUCGAUAUUCUUGGCUACUUCUGCAGCCUCCGCAUUGGCCACCGAAUCCGACGGCAUUGCUGCAAAUGGACUUCAAAAUAUCCACGACUCACCUUGCCGCACCCCCUGCUUUGUGCUGUCGGUCCCUUACGCGAAGUGCGCAAACCGAGGAGGCCGCGACGCCUCGACUCCCCCUCCCUCGCCUAAUCCUGCGGCUAGCCCUUGGGAGAUUGUUGAACAGAUUGGUGCUAAUGCUCAACCGUGUUAUCAUGUGCAACGCCAGCUUCGUUGCCCCAUGGUUGGGGAAAUCACUGGGAGCGAGUUGUGGUUUGAGGUCUACAAAAUCUCUGAAGCAGAGUUGGUGAAGCUGGAGUCUGGAAGACACUUGUUACAUGUAUGGAAGACUGCUGCAGCGGAUAUUGACAAAUAG
This is a messenger RNA of Aspergillus luchuensis, 432 nucleotides long. RefSeq lists its product as uncharacterized. The record is from RefSeq and is a predicted model, not a curated record. NCBI's taxonomy places the organism in Eukaryota, Fungi, Ascomycota, Eurotiomycetes, Eurotiales, Aspergillaceae. The transcript has 2 exons. Bases 1 to 432 code for a protein of 143 amino acids.